AGACAGAUAAGAGCAGAUCUGACGCACAUGGGAAAAGUCUGUAGCUGGUACAGAACCUUUUAAAACGACCAGAGUGGUUUAUUAAGAUCCCGCUGAUGGUGUUGCAGCUGCUCGACGCCUCCGCCUGGCAUUUUUACGGAAGUGAAGUAAGUUCUGGAUACAAUGCUCUAUUUACGUUCUUCUUUUUUUAAAACGCCACCAUCGUUAUAAUGGCUGCACACCCCGUCGCCCUUCCUAUAUUUAGACCGUACUUAUACUUGUUGCAGCGCACUCUAACUCAGUAUUUGAAGUUGUACAAACUAGAAUUCCUAUAUAUUGUGACCCACCUACUUCCACACUAAAUAUUCCCAACCACACUUUCGCAGAACGAGGUUCAAAAUAAAAGUAGUUGAUCGGGCAGAUUCCCCCCCCCCCUUCCUCCCCCUCCUCGCCUUUUUUUCUGCUCCGGUCUUUCUAGAUCGCGCCGAGCAGCCAAUCAAACCGCCGAGCGGCACCGGCCCCUCUUCUCCGAGGUCUCCAGAAAGUUCUGCGCCGUGGAGAGGCUAUAAGUGCCGGCCAUCUUCCUGCCGCAGCCUCAGAGCAGCGUUGGCGCCAGCAGGGACCAGAGCCGCCGGCAAGUUGUCAACAUGGUUCACGAAACCGGUUACUACGAUCUCCUGGGUGUCGGCCCCACGGCGUCUCCCGACGAGAUCAAGAAAGCCUACAGGAAGCUGGCCCUCAAGUACCACCCGGACAAGAACCCCAGCGAAGGCGAGAAGUUCAAGCUCAUAUCUCAAGCAUAUGAAGUUCUGUCCGAUCCAAAGAAGAGAGACUUGUAUGACCAAGGAGGAGAACAGGCAAUCAAAGAGGGAGGCGUAGGUGGAGGAAGCUCCCCCAUGGACAUUUUCAACAUGUUCUUCGGAGGUGGGGGGCGGACGCAAAGAGAGAGGCGAGGGAAGAAUGUCGUCCACCAGCUUAGUGUUACACUGGAGGAGAUGUAUAACGGUGCAACCAGGAAGCUCGGACUGCAGAAGAAUGUCAUUUGUGAAAAAUGUGAAGGUUAUGGUGGCAAGAAGGGGGCCUUGGAGAAAUGCACCAACUGCAAAGGAAGAGGAGUACAGGUCAAGGUGCAACAGAUUGGGCCAGGCAUGAUUCAGCAGAUCCAGAGCAUGUGUUCAGACUGCCAGGGACAAGGCGAGAGGUUCAGCCCCAAGGACCGGUGCAAGAACUGCAAUGGGCACAAGGUAGAACGCAAGAAGAAGAUCCUCGAAGUCCAUAUUGACAAAGGUAUGAAAGACGGCCAGAAAAUUACAUUCCACGGCGAAGGCGACCAAGAACCUGGACUGGAGCCUGGGGAUGUAAUCAUUGUGCUGGAUCAGAAGGAUCACACUCUUUUCCAGAGACAAGAUGAUAAUUUAAUAAUGAAGAUGAACAUUAAACUUGUCGAGGCCCUGUGUGGUUUCCAGAAGACCAUUCAAACAUUAGACAACAGAACCCUCAUUAUCACCUCACAUCCAGGUGAAGUAAUCAAGAACGGUGACUUGAAAUGUGUACAAAAUGAAGGCAUGCCACUUUACAGGGAUCCCUAUGAAAAGGGUCAGCUUUUAAUUCAGUUCAUGGUGGAAUUCCCAGAAAGACACUGGCUCCCAGAGCAUCUCAUGUACCAGCUGGAAAGACUGCUUCCACCUCGGGAUGAUGUCAUGAUUACUGAUGAGAUGGAGGAGGUGGAACUUUGUAUGCCAGACGUACAGACGCAACAGAAAGCUUACAGUGGGGAAGCCUAUGAGGAAGAUGACGACAGUGGUCCCAGAGGAGUGCAAUGCCAAACACAGUGAUUGAAGUUUAUAAAUGUUGGUGUGCAAAUAUUUGGGGGAAUUUGCAUAUGCUUUCUUUUUUGACCCAUGCCUUUUUAAGUCCAGUUUUUUCAGAGUAAUGCUGAUAUGAUGUCCAUGUUUUAUUUUUGUCACGUUCAACACAUGCUUAUGUAGUCUCUGAUACACAAACUGUAAUUUGGCAUUACUGCUGCUAUUUAAGAUCCAUGUGUUUUAUAUGUACAGUAUGUUUCCACAAAUUUUUAUUUUUGCUUUGUGACGGGUGGUGACGAGUAUUUUUCCGUUACUUCUCAAUAAAGGUUUAAGAAUAAUUUA
This is a messenger RNA of Betta splendens (Siamese fighting fish), 2126 nucleotides long. RefSeq names its product DnaJ heat shock protein family (Hsp40) member A (gene dnaja). Gene Ontology annotation, biological process: protein refolding; response to heat. The record is from RefSeq and is a predicted model, not a curated record. Bases 627 to 1814 code for a protein of 395 amino acids. The transcript is spliced from 8 exons. Gene Ontology annotation, cellular component: cytoplasm; cytosol. Gene Ontology annotation, molecular function: Hsp70 protein binding; ATP binding. Lineage: Eukaryota; Metazoa; Chordata; Actinopteri; Anabantiformes; Osphronemidae.